Molecule: messenger RNA, 158 nt
Organism: Striga hermonthica
Lineage: Eukaryota; Viridiplantae; Streptophyta; Magnoliopsida; Lamiales; Orobanchaceae
Source: the annotation of a GenBank genome assembly
AGUUUCAUUUCGCAUGUUCGUUAAUCUUGGACCGUUCGAUUUAUCUCUUCGAGCUAUUUGUUAUUUUUUUUUGCUUGAGGACAAGCAAAAAGCUAAGUGUGGGGGAGUUGUUUGUUAUGUUUUUGUGCUUAUUUUUAUGUGUUUCUUUGUGUGCUCGA